Molecule: messenger RNA, 2996 nt
Organism: Trypanosoma cruzi
Lineage: Eukaryota; Euglenozoa; Kinetoplastea; Trypanosomatida; Trypanosomatidae
Exons: 1
Source: RefSeq, a predicted model, not a curated record
AUGUACGGCAUUGGCGGGUUUUGGGCUCCACCCGAGGAUUACCAAUUAAAGAAAAAGGAGAAUACUGAGCUUCGAGACCAAAAACCGUCACAUAGCCUUAACGCAGCCCCCAAGCCAAUUUUUACGAGAAAUGGUACAGAGACUUCUCGAAACACUGGUGUAAAGAACGGAACAAAAGAGGAUACCAACACUGAGAACAAAGGCGAGUUGAAGGCUGCCUUGAAGCCGAAGGAACCUGAGGUUUCUAAGGGGGAGGCCAAGCCCACCAGGACCGCCGCACCAACGGAGCUCAACGACAAUAUUCACGCGUUACUGGUUGUGAGCGAUGCUGCUGCCUCAGCAGUUGCGGGCAAGGAGGCUGGGAAGAGGGUGCCAAUGAAGGACGCAGACGGCAAUACUGCGGAGUACGAGGCGGACGAAGUUGUGCGAGCCAACAGUUUGAACGUGGGGAGCUCUGUGCUGCUACAGGAGCUCCUGCGCCAGGUGGAGGCGAGCCAUCACUGUGCCGUGAUCCUGGCAAACGGUAAGCUGCAGGAAUCGGUCAGCCUGAACGUCGCGCAGACCUUAUUGAAGUCCGUCAUUGCCACACUCAAGAGGAACGAGGAGGAGAAGGGAACAAAGUACGAGGUAUACAUGACCGCCGCCGCAAUUUCAUCUGUCGAUAGUAUGAAGGACCUUUUCGCUUCCUCGACCAAAGAGGCCAAGUCAUUGCAGCUCGGAUUUAACCCAAUGUACGGCGCAUGCAUCGUGGACCUCCAGGAUAGGACGGUGAAGAAUGAAAUUGAGGCCGAGAAGUUUCUGCAAGACGCGCUAAAGGCGUCAACUGAUGCCAAAGAGAUUGUUUUUAUGCAUUUGGUGGUGAAACAGAUCAAGAAUCGGGGUAGCAUGCCCCCCGAUGUGUUUCUCUCGGCGCUGCAGGUCGCGUUCCUCCGGGGGCGAUCUGACUGCCUUGCGGCCCUCCACGAAAAGGAUGAGAAAGUUGUGCCCGUUCCCCUCUUCAGGGACGCAGUGGGAGGCAACAGCUACUCGCUGGUUGUUGCUGCCGUGUCCGGGGGUGAUGCCACGGGGGAGACGAGUAUUCUCAAGAACGUUGAGAAACUGCGGAAGGUGAAGAAUUUCCCCCCGCGCAGCGGCAAUCUCGCCCGCUUCUUGGAGUUCACGCAGGAGGAGGAGAGAAGGUGCAGGUCUAUGGCGGAGUCAUCAAAAGAUGCUGCGGAAAAGGCACGGUAUGGACGGCUAAUGCGAAAGAUGGUGAUAGUACUGGAUGACGCAAAGGAAAUGAUGGCCAUGCCGGAAGCUGUGAAGCCAAAGGUCUACACUUCCUCUCGAGUUUCGCGGGAAAACGCCAUUGAUGGGGCGAAGCAGAAGCCAGAAGACACGAAGCCGGAAGAGACGAAGUUGGAAGUCGCAAAGCCAGAAGAAAAGAAGCCAGAAGGCGCGAAGCCGGAAGAGAAUAAGCCGGAAGGCGCGAAGCCGGAAGAGACGAAGUUGGAAGUCGCGAAGCCGGAAGAGAAGAAGUUGGAAGUCGCAAAGCCAGAAGAAAAGAAGCCAGAAGACACGAAGCCGGAAGAGAAGAAGUUGGAAGUCGCAAAGCCAGAAGAAAAGAAGCCGGAAGGGAAGAAGCCGGAAGACACGAAGCCGGAAGCGACGAAGUUGGAAGUCGCAAAGCCAGAAGAAAAGAAGCCGGAAGGCGCGAAGCCGAAAGAGAAUAAGCCGGAAGGCGCGAAGCCGAAAGACACGAAGCCGGAAGAACCGCCGAAAGAGACAAAGCCGGAAGAGACGAAGCCGGAAGACGCAAAGCCAGAAGUUAACAAUUCCCUUCUUCCUUUGCGGGAAAGCGUCACUGAUGAGGCGAAGCCGAAGCCGGAAAGCGCGAGUACGGCUGCAACCUCCAAAUCGAAGGCGUUGGAGAGCAGUGAUCCUGCUGGGGGCGAGGCUGAACCGUGGCAGAACUCCGUGAGGAUUGCAGUAACAGUAGGAAAGCAGCCUGUAAGCAAUACCAUCGAUUUGUCUGUGAAGGGGGAAUUAAAAAAGUGCACCGUUGAUGAGCACAUUAAUUGUUUUGAGGGGAUGCCAAUUGAAUCGAAGGUGGCCAAAAGAAUGCAAAAAAUUUUGGGGGAUGGUAAUAACAUAGCGCUUUUGGCUGCGGAGGUAAUCCCUGGGUUGGCGGUAGAGAAACAAAUUACAUGGAGCAUUGUGCAGAGCAUCCUCGAGGGUGUUUUGAAGGAGACAAGGAAUGGUCUCGCCAAUGAGUUUACGCUUUACAUGAGCGUUGUGAAGGGAAAACAGGUUGUGUCCGACCUGUUUGGCAAGGCUGAGGCAAGGCCGCUUGUUGUUGCGAGCUCUUCGCUAUAUGGUGUGGUUCUGCACGAAAUGACACCAAAGGUGGUGAAGACCGCGGCCGAUGUGGAACCCGUUCUCCGUUCUGCGCUUACGAGGGCUGCGGAGCUGGUGAAGGACGAUGAAUACAUUGUGUGCACAGCGGUAUUGAAGCAAAUUUUUGAGGGGGAUGUAAAGGUUGCAUCUCUGUUUGCGAUGAGUGCGCUCGACAUGCGGCCCUAUGUCGGAGUUAUGGAAAAGAAUCCAGAGUACGUGCGCCAACUUUUUGGCCAUGCUUUCAUUGGGUCCUGCUCUUCAGCGGUGCUUGUCAGCUAUGCAACCCUUGAUGAGAAAGCCACGGAGGCCCUCAAUGCCCAGUCCAAGGUCAUGCUGACAAACAGUAAGCCGCGUGGUGGCAGUGUCAAGGUUUUUGUUAAGAACAUGACGGAGGCGAUUGCGUCCGCCGAGGCGAAGUUACAGAAGGCCACUACUCCGAAGGAAAAGGAGCGCUGUGAAGCGUCCUUGAAGCAGUUGCAACAGCGUCUCGCAGAUGCCAAGGAGCUGCUACAGAAGCCGGAGGAAAUACAGCCCGCCGCCUAUGCGGCUCCCACACAGGACGGCAGCGCCGUUGAUUCCCGCAUCCGCGUGGUGGCCGUUAUACUGAGAGACGCAGCGGU